CGGUUGGUUUAAUGAAAAAAAUCUGGGGAAUUAUGAUUAAAUUUUAUUAUUAUAAACAAAGACUGUUUCAAUUGUUUAAUAAUGCAUUAUGUUCCGAAAAUUGCUGCAUAUAGGAUUUGGUUGUCAAACAAGUGAAAUUUCAGUGAGAAAUGUCAGCAAAUGUUGAAACGAUCAAACACGGUAACGGCGCCUGCCUAUCAAAUUUCAGCCAGUACGAAUUUCUGAAAUUCUUCAAUUCGUUUGACACCGUCGUGACCGACUGCGAAGGGGUUCUGUGGGUGGACAACCACCCGAUUCCUGGAUCGGUGGACGUCAUCAACCUACUGAGACUGCUAAGAAAACGCAUAUUUUUCAUAUCGAACAACUCGACGAAGCUUCGCGAGGACCUGGCCAACAAAGCCAACCGCAUGGAGUACAACGUGUCGACCGACAGCAUCAUUUCCACCGGCUAUCUCAUCGGACGUUACUUGAACUUCGCCAAUUUCAAACACCGCGUCUACCUGAUCGGCUCCAAGGGUCUGGCCAAAGAGCUGGAGUCGGCCCACAUCAGUACCGUCGGCACCGGCCCGGACGUCGGAAUGGAAGGCCCGUUGGCGGAGACUCUGAACACCAUACAACUGGAGAACGAAGUCGGUGCGGUCAUCGUGGGUUUCGACGAGCACUUCUCGUACGCGAAAAUGUUGAAGGCCGCCUCCUACUUGAACCAGAAGAACUGCAUCUUCCUUGCGACCAACACCACCCCCGGAUUUAACGUGAGUUCCGGACUGGUCAUUCCGGGCACGGGGAGCAUCCUGAGGGCGGUCGAGUGUGCGUCGGGUAAAGAGGCGAUCGUUAUCGGCAAACCGGACACUUUCCUUGCCGAAUGUCUGGCGAGGGACUUCAAUAUCGAUUUGAAGAGGACGCUGUUGAUAGGAGACAGGCUCGACACGGACAUACUGCAGGGUUCGCGAUGCGGCUUUCAGACUCUCUUGGUGCUUACCGGCGCCACCAAAUACGACGUGAUGUUAAAGACGCUAAGGUCCAAAAAGGGAACCAAAGAUUGCGCACCAGAUUAUUAUCUUAAUUCGUUGGGAGAUAUGUUGCCAUUUCUUUAUAAUAUUGCAAGCAAAGUAUAGUUUACAUGUUGUUGUUGAAAUAAUACAGUUGUUUGUGUAUAUUUAUGUUGCGUUAAGAUUUAAGAUCAAUUAAAUGGAACA
Messenger RNA from Aethina tumida (small hive beetle), 1196 nucleotides. RefSeq names its product glycerol-3-phosphate phosphatase-like. Gene Ontology annotation, cellular component: cytoplasm. Gene Ontology annotation, molecular function: phosphatase activity. The transcript has a single exon. Bases 150 to 1115 code for a protein of 321 amino acids. Lineage: Eukaryota; Metazoa; Arthropoda; Insecta; Coleoptera; Nitidulidae. The record is from RefSeq and is a predicted model, not a curated record.